Messenger RNA from Corticium candelabrum, 3390 nucleotides. Its product is annotated as MAM and LDL-receptor class A domain-containing protein 1-like. NCBI's taxonomy places the organism in Eukaryota, Metazoa, Porifera, Homoscleromorpha, Homosclerophorida, Plakinidae. The record is from RefSeq and is a predicted model, not a curated record. The transcript has 14 exons. The coding region runs from base 104 to 3073 and encodes 989 amino acids. Gene Ontology annotation, cellular component: membrane.
GUGGGAUGUACGUGUCUACUACUAGCGUUCUCUACACAUCUUCCACACUUCAUUAUGAGGCGUCUCUCAGGUGACUAGCCAACGCCCAGUUAUACAACACACAAUGCUUGCCUUUUUUCUUAGUGUUUCUUUCCUUGCUCUAACUCUCUUCGGCCUUAGUCAAGCACUAGUGGACUUUAGUGUGUGCACGUUUGAGAGCAAUGCGUGUGGCUGGAGAGCAAUGAACAACACGACUUCUCACUGGAGACGUACUAGUGGCUCGAUGAUUGAUCACACAUUCUGCUCAAUCUCAGCACAAAGCUUGUUUGUCAAGCCGAUUAGCACAAUGUCAAGUGUGCUGCGGAGUGUUCAAGUGACAGAAUCUGACAAUGUCUGUGCUUUACGGUUUGCGUAUCAUCAUCAUCCAUCAAAUGAGGGACAAUUGAUUGUGAAGAUAGACAAUGGACUUUUGAGACGGUUGGUAUCGUCAACGGCGAGUUGGGAGGUCGUUGUGGUGCCUCUCCGUGUUGUCAGUUCCUCGUUCGUUUAUUUUGUGAUGAGAAAUGGAAAUUCUAGUUUGAACUCUUCAGCUGCAUUAGAUGAUCUUCAGUUCUUGCCUUGCACGUGGUGUACAUUUGAAUUUGGUAUGUGCUUUUGGACGUCAUUAGAGUCUAGCAGCAACCACACCAAAUGGAAACGUCACUUUGGUUCAACUCCCACUCCUGACACCGGACCAGACAAGGACAACACACUGGGAAACAGUAAAGGCCAUUACAUUUAUGUCGAAGGAAAAGGACAACCAAACGAAACUGCUGUGUUAAGAGGCCAGACGUUUUCAUACGAUAACAAUAUUUGUUCAUUGGCGUUCUGUUAUCACAUGUAUGGAUCAGAUGUUGGGACAUUGGAGGUGAAUGUGGUCUCAUCUGAUGGAAACGUGACUACGAAGUGGACAAAGUCGGGAAAUCUAAGCAACCAAUGGAACUGUGUAGAAAUACGUGUGUUUGAGUGGUCGAGGGGUAAGAGAUGGAGGAAUGUUGUGAUGCAUGUGGAGUUCAGAGCUGACGUGGUAGAUGGGGAUAUUGCAUUGGAUGAUAUUCGGUAUCAACGAUGUGCAGAUUACGACCUCUGCACAUUCACUAAAGACACAUGCUUUUGGCACAACGCUUGGGACAACAAACUACAAUGGCAGCUGGAGAGUUUAUCUAACACAAUUUUAGGCGACUCACUUGUGGCAAACGUUUCCUAUUCUAACAAUACUCACAUACACAUGAACAGCACAGGCCUUGAAGGGCCUAUUGUGCAUGCCUCUGACCAUAUUUGCUCACUUCGCGUGUGUUACUCGUGUGACUCACUGGUGGCAUCCAAUCUGUCGUUGCUACAAAAUCAACUUGACCUCGGAGGGAAUGUAAGUCUUCUUCGUGUUGCUCAUCUACCGCAUCGCACACAACACACUGUUGAGAUAUCUCAGCAAUGCAAUCGUUCGAGCUACGUCAAUGUUCAAGCUGAUUGGGGUGCAGAGACUGGCACGUUUCGUAUCCACAGUUUGCAGUAUCUUCGAUGUCACUAUACGUCAUUUGAGACAAGUUCACGCUGGCGCGAUCAGUCGGCAUCACCAAACGUCACUUGCUCGCUUGUCAAUACGUCUCACACUGACACACAGCACAUGCCGGCAGAUGAUCACACAUACGGUUCCAAGCAAAAUGGAAGCUAUAUGUUGUUGGGGAGUGAGACUGGCGAUCACGUUGUUGUGACGACAAGAGAUAAUGUGUUGUGGGAGAACGUUUGUGGACUUCGUUUGUGGUACUAUGUGUUGUCAGGCAGACCUCAAUUGAGUUUUACUGUUCAUAAAGAUUCUAAUAAACAAGUGGUGUUGGAACAUGCUUGUAAUGGUUUUAGUAAGUGGCAUUUGGCAGAGAUGGCGGUGGGAUAUCAGCUGGUUGGAUCAAAAGUGAUGUUGGAUGUGUCAUCUGCUGAUGCAUCACGAUUCAAAGUUGCGAUUGACGACGUGGAGUUUACUGAGUGUGCAGAUUUUCUUUUCUGCUCAUUUGAGAGAGACCUCUGUUUGUGGCGUAUCGCUGACGAUCUCUCUACUGCUGCAACUUGGAUUCGCUGGUCUGGGCCAUACCCAACUCUCAAGUCAACACUGAAGUCAGACCACACGUUUGGAACACCACUUGGACGUUACCUAUUACUGCUUCCUGAUCAACAAACUUCUUUAUCUUCUUCCAAUAGCACUGCAGUUCUGCAAGGUUUGCCUCUCAGCAAGGAAUCAGUUGUCUGUGGCAUCGAGUUUUGGUAUCACGUGACCGCAGCUGCAUUGGUUGUAUUAACAGUUCAUUUAGAGAGUGAAUCAGACAAGCAGAUCAUUUGGGAAUACAAGAGAUGUGAUGAUGGGAAGGUGAUGUGGAGAAAGGCGUGGGUAACGUUUAGUGUCAGUAGUGCAAGUCAUGUGGAGUUUACAGCGAGUAGCAGUGAAUACAAAAGAGCAACUGUUGCCCUUGAUGAUAUCAGAUAUUUGGAAUGUGAAGAGUCUUCCUCCUCACCAGCAUCAGCACAAGAACUGAGCUGCCCCCAUUUCUUGCCUUUCACUACAACCAGUAAUUACAGCAAGAUCUCAAAGCUUACAAUUAUCUUUUUCGGCAUUACUGGCGUCAUCACUAUUUUCAUAAUUAUCGUCAUUACUAUCAUCAUCAUCUUGAUAUUACAGUAUUACAGAAGAGUAAGAGGAGCAGAUACAAGAGAUGCUGCCAACAGCCCAUCAGACACUUCUGUUGGACAGACUAGAUCUGAAAUUCCUGGGCAAACAUAUGCACAAGUGGAAACAGCUGGUGGUGUGACAAGCAGCAGAUCACAUAAUCCUUUUUAUGGAGAGUUCAGGUUUGAUGCAGAGGGAUACUUGACUAUCAGGAGAAAUGAAAGAAGCAGAAAUCCGCAGGAGGCACAAAGCAGGCCAUUCACAAGUCGCAGAGAAACCAAAAGAGAAAUUGAAACGAACGAGAGCGACUACGGCCUCAUUUGGGAACAUCGUCGCGUACCCAGCAAGUCAGCAGAGAAUGUUCUCUACGAGUCUGCAUCUCGUGACACUAAAUUUUGAGACGACUGCUAAUGAGCUGUGCAGGAAGGGAGACAAUCAUAGAUGCGAUGUGUGCCUCGCAGUGAGGCCGAUCAACCGACAGACAGUGUAAUGCUUCACUGACAAACGCAUGGACACGAACGCUAAGAAUAUGGUAGGAUGUAAAUCGGUGUACUGAAUUUAUUUCAUUGUCAGACACAUAAAGAAAGAUGUGGAUAUUUCCAUGGUGGUCAGUGACGGUCACGCCCCUUUAACUUCCGGUUAAGCCGGAAGUGAAGGGUAGCUACAGUGUCCGACCAGCACGUAGCCAGUGAUUUUGUAAGAAUUAAAUUAAAAUC